This is a messenger RNA of Lodderomyces elongisporus, 1284 nucleotides long. Its product is annotated as ribose phosphate diphosphokinase subunit. Lineage: Eukaryota; Fungi; Ascomycota; Pichiomycetes; Serinales; Debaryomycetaceae. The record is from RefSeq and is a predicted model, not a curated record. The coding region runs from base 1 to 1284 and encodes 427 amino acids. Gene Ontology annotation, molecular function: ribose phosphate diphosphokinase activity; magnesium ion binding. The transcript has a single exon. Gene Ontology annotation, biological process: ribonucleoside monophosphate biosynthetic process; 5-phosphoribose 1-diphosphate biosynthetic process; purine nucleotide biosynthetic process. Gene Ontology annotation, cellular component: cytoplasm; ribose phosphate diphosphokinase complex.
AUGCGUAAAUGCAAGGUGUUUGUUGGAUCAUCACAUCCUGAACUCGGCCAACUCGUUUGUGAACGUUUAGGCGUUGAACCAGCGCCAUGUACCUUGAAGAAAUUUAGCAAUGGAGAAACUUCAGUGCAGAUAGGAGUUAGUGUCAGAGAUGAGGAUGUAUACAUCAUCCAGAGUGGCUCACCUCAUAUCAAUGACCAUAUUAUGGAGUUGUUGAUUUUGAUCAGUGCAUGUCGUGGUGGAAGUGCCAAUAAAAUUACUGCUGUGAUUCCACAAUUUCCAUACAGCAAGCAGAGUAAGAUGAAGAAACACCGUGGUGCUAUUACAGCAAGAAUGUUGGCCAAUUUGUUGGUCAUGGCUGGUGCCGACCAUGUUGUGAGCAUGGACUUGCAUGCUAGUCAGAUGCAAGGCUUUUUCACAAAGCCAGUUGACAAUUUAUUUGGUGCACCUACAUUGGCCAGAUGGAUUCGCCACAAUAUUCCAGAUUGGGAAAACUCUGUUGUUGUUUCAAAGAAUCCGGGUGGUACAAAGAGGGUAACUGCUUUGGCAGACUCGCUCAAGAUCAACUUUGCCAUGAUUCAUACCGAUAGAAGAAGAACACAGGAUGAGUAUGCUAGAAAGAAGGCAUUGAAAAAGGCCAAGAUUAUCGAUGAAGAUGGAGUUGACUCUAAUGGAAAAGACAAUAUUGUUAAUGAGCUCCAAACGGCGAGAAUAGUUCAAGGACACGUUGUCGAUGAUGAUUACCAAUGCAAGAGUGCAAAUUGUAAAAAGGGAGAGGUUGCUGAUGAAAACAGCGUGCUUUGCGAUUCAAAUGGAACUCACUUGACAAAACACAAUAUAGUAGACAGCGAUGUCCUUGGUGGCUCAUAUGAUGUGGCCAACUCAGACGAUGAAGAUGAUGGGCCAUUAGUAGAGGAGAAAUUGAUUACCUUAGUUGGAGAUGUUAAGGACAAGGUUGCAAUUAUUUUGGACGACAUGAUUGAUAAACCAAAUUCAUUUAUUGCUGCGGCAGAGCACUUGAGAUUAAACUGUGGUGCCAAGGCUGUAUAUGUUGUGGGAACACAUGGUGUAUUCAAUGAUACUUGUUUGGAUGCCUUGACUGACUCAAAGUGUAUCGACAAGAUUGUUGUUACAAACACAUACCCAAUUCCAAAAGAAGAAAUCGAAGCACACAAGGAUAAAUUGGUUGUGAUUGACGUUUCACCAAUCUUUGCUGAGUGUAUCAGAAGAGACCAUUUUGGUGAAUCCAUCUCUGUUUUGUUCGACUCAUUGGCAGCAGUAGAGUAG